Striga hermonthica is the source of this 1687-nucleotide messenger RNA. The record is from the annotation of a GenBank genome assembly. NCBI's taxonomy places the organism in Eukaryota, Viridiplantae, Streptophyta, Magnoliopsida, Lamiales, Orobanchaceae.
AAUGCUUUCGAUAUCCAACGUGCCUGUAUAUGCUUUAUGUGAUACCGGAGCCACUCAUUCUUUUAUUUCUACUCGUUGCUUGGAGGCUUUGUCCAUUAGUAAUGUGUGCCCUUGUGACCCUCUCGAGGUUAGUCUAGUCUCGGGGAAGAUUAUUAUUUCUGAUUCUAUGAUUCUCAGUCUUCCAGUCAGUAUUGGUGGGCAUAUGUUCGAGGCCAGUGUUUAUGUGAUUAAAAUGCGGGACUUCAAUGUGAUCUUGGGCAUGGACUGUCUCUCCCGCUAUCGAGCCGACAUCCAGUGCCAGGAGCGCGAAGUCACUCUCUUUCCCGCUUCUGAUCAGCCGAUUGUAUUCUUUGGGGUGAAGUCGAGGACUGUGCCUCGAGUCAUUUCUUCUAUGCAAGCUAGGAAGAGACUUUCCAAGGCGAGUUCUACUGUUUGCGAAUUCCUUGAUGUUUUUCCUGAUGAGCUGCCCGGAGGACCACCUGACCGCCAGGUGGAGUUCACCAUUGACUUAGUACCGGGAGCUGGCCCCGUGUCUAAGGCCCCUUACCGUAUGGCGCCGAAGGAGCUUUUAGAGCUCAAGGCUCAGAUCCAGGAAUUGCUCAGGCUCGGUUUUAUUCGACCGAGUGUUUCGCCGUGGGGUGCGCCCGUCCUAUUCGUGAAGAAGAAAGACAGAUCCAUGCAUAUGUGUAUUGACUAUCGGGAGCUGAAUACCCUUAUAGUCAAGAACAAGUACCCCCUUCCUCGUAUUAAGGAUCUCUUCGACCAACUGAGACGAGCCAGCGUCUUCUCUAAGAUCGAUUUGCGGUCUAGCUAUCAUCAGCUAAAGAUCCGGGAGUCGGAUAUUUCUAAGACUGCUUUCCGUACCCGCUAUGGCCACUAUGAUUUCAUAGUCAUGCCGUUCAAACUCAGCAAUGCCCCAACAGUUUUUAUGGACCUUAUGAACAGGGUCUUUCAUCCUUUCUUAGACCAGUUUGUCAUUGUGUUUAUCGACGACAUCCUGGUCUCUUCCCGAGAUAUCGACCAGCAAAAUGAGCAUCUAAGGAUUGUGCUAGAAACCCUUCGCCGCGAGAAGUUGUAUGCCAAAUUUUUGAAGUGCGAGUUCUGGUUAGACCGUGUGGCGUUCCUUAGCCACAUUGUGACGGCGAGAGGCAUUGAGGUGGAUCUCGGAAAGAUCGAGGCGGUGAGCAAGUGGGAUACACCAAGAAGUGCCGCUGAUGUUCGUAGCUUCCUGGGGUUAGCAGGAUACUACCGGAGGUUUAUCGAGGACUACUCGAAGAUAGCCCAACCACUAACCAACCUUACGAAGAAGGCCGUGAGGUUUGAUUGGAGUCAGAAGUACGAGGAGAAUUUCCAGGAGUUGAAGAGGAGACUCAGUACCGCGCCCGUCUUGUCCAUACCUGACCCUACUUUUGAUUUCACGAUCUAUAGUGAUGCUUCGAAGAUGGGCUUGGGUUGUGUUCUCAUGCAGCAAGGGAGAGUCGUGGCCUAUGGUUCGAGGCAGCUGAAGCCUCACGAGCAGAACUACCCCACUCAUGAUCUUGAGUUAGCUACAGUCGUUCACGCCUUGAAGAUUUGGCGGCACUACCUCCACGGAGGCAAGUGUAAGAUUUUUACUGACCACAAGAGCCUAAAGUACAUUUUCACUCAGAAGGAGCUGAACAUGCGACAACGUAGGUGGUUGGAGCUG